Amphiprion ocellaris (clown anemonefish) is the source of this 2203-nucleotide messenger RNA. RefSeq names its product actin-binding LIM protein 1-like. The transcript has 18 exons. Gene Ontology annotation, cellular component: actin cytoskeleton; stress fiber. Bases 1 to 1857 code for a protein of 618 amino acids. Lineage: Eukaryota; Metazoa; Chordata; Actinopteri; Pomacentridae. Gene Ontology annotation, molecular function: actin filament binding. The record is from RefSeq and is a predicted model, not a curated record. Gene Ontology annotation, biological process: cilium assembly; lamellipodium assembly.
AUGGUUUCUCACCUGGAGUCGGUCUGCAGCCUCAACUGUUUGGCUGAAAGACUCGACAACAUGAGCGUGUCAAGCCUCCUGAACCUCAGCAGCCUGGGCAAGAUCUGCGGCUCCAGUCACAGCAGUGAAGUGGUCAUUCUGGACCGGGUCAAGAGGAAGAACUCUGUGAGGCGCAUGUCGAUAAUUGAAGACGGUGAACUUGCGGAGGUUCUCUACCUUAUUCCAAAACAGUCCAUGAUGGAGCAGCUGCCCUUCAUCAACCCCAACGACUACAUCGUCUGUGAAAAGUUGGCAGGUAUUCCUGCUGAGGUAUCAGUGCUACAUGCCCAGAACGGCAGCCACUCGUGUCCUCCAGGGGGUAAGCAGGUGAUCCAGUGCUUCCGAUGUGGGAAAUCAUGCAAAGGGGAGGUGCUGCGAGUCCAGAGCGGCUACUUCCACAUAAAGUGUUUCACGUGCAAAGUGUGCGGCUGCGACCUGGGUAAAAGCGGCUUCUUCAUGAAGAACGGCGACUAUCUCUGCCCGCUGGACUUCCAGAGACUUCAUGGCACACUGUGCAGCAACUGUGGGGAGUUUGUGGAGGGAGAGGUGGUCACGGUGUUGGGAAAGACCUACCACCCAGCCUGCUUUGUGUGCACCAUUUGCAAACAUCCAUUUCCUGCUGGAGAUUGUGUCACCUUCAGUGGAAAAGACUGCCUCUGUCAGCGCUGUAUCGAACCCAUGUCACCUUCUCCUAAAGACAUCCGCCGCUCCAAUAAUUGUACCGGCUGCGGUAGAGACAUCAAGAACGGCCAGGCUCUGUUAGCUCUGGGCGGUCAGUGGCACCUCGGCUGCUUCAAGUGUAAAGCCUGCAGGAGAGUGCUGAGUGGAGAAUAUAUCAGCAAAGAUGGUGUUCCCUACUGUGAGCGAGACUACCAGAUUAAGUUUGGGGUCCAAUGUCACGCAUGUCGCAAGUUUAUAACAGGAAAAGUCCUCGAGGCCGGGGACAAACACUAUCACCCCGGUUGUGCAAGAUGCAGCAGAUGUGACAAGAUGUUCACAGAAGGAGAAGAAAUGUAUCUGCAAGGAUCAACAAUCUGGCAUCCAGACUGCAGAGACAGCAGCAGGACUGAGGACAGUUACAGGGUCCGCAGACCGAAAACACCCUGUCUUGAUUUCUUUUACCCCAAACAUGAACUGAAGCCCACUAGAUCAUCAUCUGAAAGCUCCAGCUCCAGACCAGGCUCAUGCACUCCGGGGAGCCCUUGUCGAAAUAUCUGUGCAAAAGUAGAUAACGAGAUCAUUGAUUACAGAGACUUAGCAGCAAUUCCCAGAGUCAAGGCUAUAUAUGAUAUAGAGCAUCCUGAUAUGAUAUCCUAUAAGUCUGUGAACGGCAACUCCUCUACUUUGGACGAAAAAGGCAACAGACAGGACAGGCAAAGUCCUGCAGAGUCACCUGGAAACAUUUCUGAAACCAGAGAGGACAGUUUGGAGAUGAGAAUACCAAAAUCCCGAAGUCACGGAUGUUUUGGAGUUCAUGCGAUAUACAACCGUCACAGCUACACUCCUACUCUGUCCAGAUCGCCUCAACACUUCCACCGACCAGGGUUGAUGCUUUCUCCCUCUUUACUCUCUGGCACCAAAGACACCUGCCCCACUUCUCCUUUAUGUCACCACUUUCUCUCUCAAACUAAAGCAGAUGAAGGUAUCAACAUGUACAGGAAGCCUCCAAUUUAUAAACAGCAAGAUUCAAAUUCGUGCACAUCUCCAACAUCCUCUUUCCCUGGUUAUGGUCACAAUGGACUUAAUGUGCCACAAUCAGAUUUCUCCCACAACGAUGACGACAGACUCAAAGAUUUCAAGGUAUGUGACAGUACUUAAAUGGAGUUUUAUGCAGAUUCAAAUUCAUCAUCCUCCAUGUUUGUUUUGUUGCAUUUCAACAAACUGAGCUGACCAAACUGUGUGCAUCUGCAUGUUUCAAGAAGCAUACAGCAAACCCAGUUUUAAAUCCCAGUCAUAUUUAGAUGUGUCUGAAUGGAUUUAGAUAUCGAACAUGUUACAUAAUCUGCUCUGUAAUCUCAGCAAGACACAAGUAAUCUGCAAGAGAUUAAUCCCGCCAUGAUAUCUUCCCAUUGCAUGUGUUUGCUUCAUCCCGUAGCUCAUCCUUGACUGCCAACAUCUAUUAACACGACUGGACAGAGGAGUAUCUAUGCCUAAUUUGCUGGAA